Messenger RNA from Hyaloscypha bicolor E, 1283 nucleotides. RefSeq lists its product as uncharacterized. The record is from RefSeq and is a predicted model, not a curated record. The transcript has a single exon. Lineage: Eukaryota; Fungi; Ascomycota; Leotiomycetes; Helotiales; Hyaloscyphaceae. The coding region runs from base 290 to 955 and encodes 221 amino acids.
AUUCAGUAUGCAUAUAUGCACUAGACAAAAAACCAAUUAGAAGAAAUAAUGGACGUUGGGCUCGCACCCACCUCCCCAAUCCAGAAUUGUCCAAGUCACACAUAUUGUCAUAACACGUUCGCGUUAGUUGGCUAUAUAAACCAGCAGUCAUGUCGUCCCUGAUGAGCGCUCAAGGCAAAAGAUUUCUACCGGUUGACACCACCAUCACAACACAAUAUCUCGUCCUGUGUUCAACACAUUCCGCUUAACCCUCAGACCCAACCUUAAGCCCAACUCAGCCAGUUGUGUCAUGUUUCCGGUCUUGUCGCGGCAAAGCACCGCUGGUCUCACCAAACUGGCCCUUCUCGGCGCCUUGGCUCUCAUUCCUUCGAACCAUGCUGCCGCAAUCGCUCCACGAGACGCUCCUAUCAGUGUUAUGGUCGUGGGGGGCUCCAUCUCCCAGGGUCGUCAGGGCGACUACACAUGGCGCUAUCGUAUGUGGGAGUGGUUCACGGAUAAUCACGUCGGCGUCAACUUCGUGGGGCCUUACACGGGUACCUGGGGACCUCUCGGGCCCGAAGCACCAGCGCCACCUCUUUUGUAUGGGGAAUCAGCGCUACCCUCCGCCGCUCUCGCCAACGGGGGCUAUGCCGCCGAUAUUGACAAUGGCUUCCUUUUGAAUACCUCGCAUUUUGCCAUCUGGGGACGCCAGCUUGCUGAAGAUGUCCCCCUCAUCUCGGGCAUGGUGAGUCAGCACUGGCCGGAGUUGCUGCUCGUUGAGCUUGGCUUCAACGACAUUGGCUGGUUCAUAAGCGAUGCUGCGGGAACGUUGACCAACAUGGAGACCUUCAUUUCUUCGGCCCGGGCCGCAAGGUCCGACCUCAAAUUCGCCAUUGCCAACGUCCCCAUGUGCGCACCUUUAUCGGCGGUCGUGACGAUCUCAUCACCAAGACAGAGGCAUACAAUGCGCUGCUAGCGGCAAGCAUCCCCACAUGGAGCACGGCUGAGUCACCCAUCUACCUCGUCGACUUUCGGAUAACUACUCUUGUGAGCCAGAGGGAGGUUGUCCUGCCGGGACUGACGGCCUUCACCCGGACGCCUUGGGAGAAUUCGAGAUCGCGAAAGCGUUCGCGGACACGCUGCACUAUGCCUACGGCCUUGGAAAUGGCCCCCUUUCUAUCCCCGACAACAUCCCUGUCCGGCCAUGCCCCACGCCUUCCAACAUCGCAGCCGUGACUUCAGUGUUGAACUAGCUAAAGCAAUAUAGCUAGGGUCACGUGCUUGCAAUGUAAACCAAGUAAAAC